AUGCGUAGGGUGGUGUGGCUGACGAGGGCGAGAAGCGGGGUGAAGAAGCAGGUGAGCGAGGAGGUGGAGAGGGUGGAGUCGUACCUUUGCAUUGGGAUGGAGAGGGUGGGCGAGGUGAGAGGGGUGCUAGUGCCCGAGAGCAGCGUUGGGAGGUGGGAGGGGGUGGCGGAGGAGGUGGCGGAUGGGGUGGAGUUGAGAGGGUUCGAGGCGUAUUUGAACGUGUUGGAGUUGCGCAGGAAGGGGUUUGGGCCGCUGGUGUUGGUUAGGUACACGGGGAGGGAGAGGGACCGGGUGUUCAUGAAGGAGUUGAGGUUUAAGUCCAGGAAGAUAAGAAAGGGUGACUUGUGGCACCUUUGCGAGUGCGGGGUCGCGCCGCAGGUGCCGGUGAGCACGGGCGACGGGAGGGUCACGUUUUUGGUGGAGGAGGGCGCGAUGAAGAGGGCCGAGGUCGACGGACUGGUUUGGAAGAUACCCGGCAGGAUGAAGGAGGAGUUGGCGUUUUGGGUGAGGUUGUGGACCGACAUGUCCUGGCUAGGGCGCGACGACGCGCUCGGAUGCGCGUACGAGUCGGAAAGGUUUUGCGCGAUGUACGGAAUCGACAGGAGCGAGAGGCUCGACGUCGCCGUGAGGUACCAGGUGGAGAGGGUACAAAACUGCCUGUGCGCGUUGAACUGCUUGGCGUUGGAAGAGAGGACGGAGCAGUACGGCAGGGCGUGCAUAAACGCAGUGUCCGCGUUUCAGUGGAGUCUGAGCGUUUUGAGGAGAAAUUCGAAGGGCCUAUCGAGGACGAGCAAAAACUUGAUGAGAAGCUGCAACAAUUUCGGAAGAAUUGGAGAAAUGAAUUUGUUUUUGUUUCGCGUGCUUUUGUUGCACGUCGAAUCGCUGAAGUCGCUGCUGAACGAAGACGAUGCGGACGUACCGGAUCCGCUGGAAGACCCGGAAUCCUUUCGCUCUACUCUGCGAACUGCGAUGGCUCGUCACGAAGUAGAACCUCACAUUUUCGGCGCUUUCCUGGUCGACUCCUUGUCGACCCACGCCGCGCAGCAGCGCUACGCGUCGUGGAAUUCGUCCAUAUCGUCGAACGACCGGUCCUGGUCCGGAGAGCAGAGGGAGGACGCGCUCGACAAGAGCGCCGCGAAAAAGCACAAAAGUUAUCCUGUCACGACAAAAAAAAACGAAACUCUUUUGCCAUCCCACACGGCUCUCUGCUCCCCCGAGCCGGGCGCUUCGGAAGCUCCCCCCGCUCCCGAGAGCGUGGACGGCGCGCACGACCAAGCGAGCCACCUACUGCCCGCCUACGAAAGCCUGAAGGCAAAAUACCGUCACAUCGAAGCCGCCCUGUCGACCUUCCGAACAGAAGCCAGCGAGGUGCGCGCCUCGGUCGACUUCCUGAACGACCUCUGCUCAGAACACCAGCGGUUCCUCGACAACUUCCAGUCAGAAUUCACCAGCCUCAGCAAAUUUCUCCGCGAAAAUGAGGACGCCAUACAAAAUCUUUUGUGCUAUAUCGCGCAUUUGGAAAACCAAAUUCAAAAAAUCAGAAGGCGGUCUCGGAUAGGCGUUGUCAAGCAAGUCUUUCUCUGGAUAUCCGUCAACUUUUUCUCGCUGAUAUUCUUGCUCGUGCUCGGGUUCGUCGCUCUGAUCGACUUUUGCCGCGUGCACUUCGUCCGAAAUCCCCCUUCAGCCGAAAACCUCUUGAAGACGAGGUUCCAAAACUUCGGAAGAACUCAACUCAAGAAAUUCGAAAACGCCAUCAACAACAUCGAAAGCGACAUGGCGACCUUGGCAGGGCUCCGCAAGGGCAAAAAGGACGCGUGAAAAGGGGGUCUCAUUCCACCUCGCGCGACGCACUUUGUAAAAACGCGCGCAGGUUCAAGCUGUAAAUUUUUUUUUUUUGGCGCCGAAUCCCAUUCGGCAACUGGACUCAGCCGCCGAGAGGCAAUGUUUCGGCUGGACAGAGUGAAAGCCCCGGCAUUGACCAGAGAAGUCGUCUCUAAACUAAAGAGCGUCAAUAUAGAGACAGUUGAAUCGCUCUUGUUUGGGCCAAAAAGGUAUUCGGCAUAUGGCGUUUUGUCGGCGAAUGUUCGUUCUUUUUUUUUUGGUGCAACUUUCGUGCAAAAGCGAUUGAACCUUGACAUGCCAGGAGGUCGAAGACCUGAAAGUGGUGCUUGAAGAAGAGUACGCCGCGCCCCUGAUCUGUGCGCUAGACCAGCUCUCUGAUUCGUCAAGGUGGCUUCUCUCAACCGGUUCGGACGUCCUAGACGAAUAUUUGGGCGGCGGUCUGUUCAGCGGGGACGUCACCGAACUCGUGGGCCAAUUCUCAACUGGGAAAAGCCAGUUCUGUCACGACAUAGCCUUGAAGGCGGUACUGGGCGAUUCCUCGAAAAAACGUUACCACCGCGUAUGGUACAUCGAUACAUCGAACAACUUCUCUCCAAGACGUAUUCGCGACAUGAUUGUGCAUGGCGGACAUGCGGAUUCCAAACAAAAAAUCGCCGAUAUUUUAGAUCAUAUUGUGUGUUUCAAAAUGAAAAACGUGUACGCGCUGAUCAACGUGCUAGAGCAGGCUAGAUGUGCGCUGGAGCGCGCCCUAG
This is a messenger RNA of Schistocerca gregaria, 2594 nucleotides long. RefSeq lists its product as uncharacterized. NCBI's taxonomy places the organism in Eukaryota, Metazoa, Arthropoda, Insecta, Orthoptera, Acrididae. The transcript has 2 exons. The coding region runs from base 1 to 1818 and encodes 605 amino acids. The record is from RefSeq and is a predicted model, not a curated record.